Messenger RNA from Arachis stenosperma, 1859 nucleotides. RefSeq lists its product as uncharacterized. Bases 114 to 1661 code for a protein of 515 amino acids. The transcript is spliced from 10 exons. Gene Ontology annotation, molecular function: serine-type exopeptidase activity; dipeptidyl-peptidase activity. The record is from RefSeq and is a predicted model, not a curated record. Gene Ontology annotation, cellular component: vacuole. Lineage: Eukaryota; Viridiplantae; Streptophyta; Magnoliopsida; Fabales; Fabaceae. Gene Ontology annotation, biological process: proteolysis.
ACCAACAAAGCAAAAAUACUAAAACAGCGUGUUUCGGUACCCCAUAACCACAGGCAACCAGUCAACCACGCCUCGUCGUCGCUCACAAUUCACUCUGCCUUAGCUUCUCAGCAAUGGCAGUACAACAUUUUUUCACCACACUCUUCUUCUCUCUUUUCAUCGCCUCCCUUUCUUCCUCUUUCCAACCUCUAGCAUUAUCAUCGUCGCCAUUCAACCAUCCCCCGCGGUUCCCAACCACAACAAAUCACCCACGGUCCCAAGCCCGGCCCAAUGAGGCCCAGGCACCAGACUACCGCUACGAAACCCGAUACUUCACGCAGCAACUUGACCACUUCAGCUUCUUGGAGCUCCCCACUUUCCAGCAGCGGUACCUCAUCAACACCGAGCACUGGGUGGGCCCACAGCGACUGGGCCCCAUCUUCUUCUACUGCGGCAACGAAGGAGACAUAGUAUGGUUCGCCGAAAACACCGGAUUCCUAUGGGAAAUCGCGCCACAGUUCGGCGCCAUGGUGGUUUUUCCCGAACAUCGUUAUUAUGGUGAGUCAGUGCCUUAUGGGGGCAGAGAAGAGGCGUAUAAGAAUGCGACGACGCUGUCGUAUCUAACGGCUGAGCAGGCGCUCGCUGACUUUGCUGUUCUGAUCACUGAUCUGAAGCAGAACCUUUCGGCCACGGAUUGUCCUGUUGUCUUGUUUGGUGGAUCUUAUGGUGGAAUGUUAGCAGCAUGGAUGAGACUCAAGUACCCUCAUAUUGCUAUUGGGGCACUUGCUGCUUCAGCUCCAAUUCUCCAAUUUGAAGACAUUGUGCCACUUGAAACGUUCUAUGACAUUGUUUCCAGUGAUUUUAAGCGUGAGAGUUCUACUUGCUUUAACUACAUAAAACACUCAUGGAAUGAGGUAACAUCAAUAGGUCAGACGCGUAAUGGCCUUGUGCAACUGUCCAACACUUUCCACUUCUGUCAGCCAUUGAAUAAGACUGAUGAUCUAUGGAACUGGUUGGAGUCUGCAUAUAGUUAUUUGGCAAUGGUGGACUACCCAUAUUCUGCUAACUUUAUGAUGCCUUUGCCUGGACACCCCAUCAAGGAGGUUUGCAAACGGAUUGAUGGCCAACCUGCUGGGACUAGUCUUCUGGAGCGCAUCUAUGAAGGAGUGAAUGUCUACUACAAUUAUACUGGAGAAACUAAGUGUUUUGAGUUGGAUGAAGAUCCUCAUGGCCUGAGUGGUUGGAACUGGCAGGCUUGCACUGAAAUGGUUAUGCCAAUGUCUUGUGACCCAGAGUCCAGCAUGUUUCCCCCGUAUAAGUUUAAUUACUCUGAUUACGAAGAGGGAUGCAUCAGAAAUUACGGAGUGAAGCCAAGGCUGAAAUGGAUUACUACGGAGUUUGGUGGACAUAAAAUUGAUGCCACCUUGAAGAAAUUCGGAAGCAAUUUGAUUUUCUCAAAUGGCCUAUUGGAUCCAUGGAGUGGUGGCAGUGUUUUGCAGAAUAUAUCUGAAAGUGUUGUUGCCCUUGUCACUGAAGAAGGUGCACACCACCUAGAUUUGCGUGCUUCGACACAGAAUGAUCCUGAUUGGCUUGUGGAGCAGAGGGCUACUGAGAUCAAGCUAAUCAAAGGUUGGAUCACUGAGUACCAUCAGAAAAAUAAGGUCAUGUUCGAUAUGUUUUAGUGUAAAACUGUAAAUGUUGAAUUGCAUUAUCACUGUUCUAUAUAGCUGAACGAAAAAAGCAUGCGGCUAAAAGAAACUUCUAUGUAUCAAAAGCAUGCGAUUUUUUGUAUUAAUAUUAAAAACAAAUGCAUGUAAUUCAGAAUGGAGAACAAAUAGUUACAACUUACAGUCACCAAAAAAUAGUUACAACUUACAAGU